AUGGGGGCCCCCGGUGAUGGUUUCCCGCUCAGGGACCCGCCGUUCAAGGACAGCGAGUACGAUGACGCCGACGACAAGUACGCGCGCCGGCGGAGCGCCGACGAAGAGGCCGGGUUCCUCACAGACGAGGAGCAGUACGAGCUCGAGGAGAGCACCUCCAGCCGGCCGUCGCUCUCGCAGCAAAAGUUCCCGCACACCCCGAAGCGCCACUGCAUCCACGGCCCGCAGCCGCCGCGGGUGCACACCAUCCGCCCCGUCCUGCCGGCCGUCCAGGAGGCGCCACCGCGGCUUCUCGACCUCAUCGCGCCCACGGCCCGCCGCAAGGGCGCCCUCGUCGCCGUCUUCCUCGCCCUGUGGGCCGUCGCCUUCUCCGUGCCGCUGGCCUCGUCCCACGCCCUCACCGACGACGGCGCCAACGGCCGCCAGGUCGUCAGCCUCGACUGCGGCGACACGCUGUGGCGCUUCAAGAACGGCUGCGGCCUCGACGGCGCCGACUGCCGCCCCUUCGCCAACGCGAGCCUCUCCUUCCGCUGCCCGGCCAACUGCAUGGCCCACAAGCUGCUGAACCCCCACGCCGUCGGCCCGCGCGAGAUCGUCUACAAGCCGCUCGUCGUCGGCGACGGUGUCUACCGCGGCGACUCCAUGAUCUGCGCCGCCGCCAUCCACGCCGGCGUCGCGACCGACCUCAGCGGCGGCUGCGGCCGCCUCCGCCGCCUCGGCCGCCACGAGGUCUUCAACGCCUCGGCCCGGAACGGCGUCGAGACCGUCCCCCUUCGACUCGUACUUCCCGGGGUAGGUCAACUCGCAGGUAAAGAGAUACCAGGACUUCGUCGCUCCCCGCUGUCCUUCGAGCUGUCCGCCGCCGACCCGUCGGAGCUGCGCUGCGGCCGGCGGGACCCGCGCGAGGUCCUCCUGCCGACCUCGGUCUUCUUCUCCGCCGUCUUCUCGCUCUUCACGACGUCCCCGGCCUGGCAGUUUUUCGUCUCCUUCGUCGGCAUCUUCGCCCACGUCAGCUUCGCCUCCGACCCGCCCACCACCUCGCGCCACCCGGCCUCCGUCCUGCCGGACCGCAUCUCGCUGUUCGCCGGCCGCCUGAUGCCCGCCGCCUUCUGCGCCGUCGUGCUCUACCGCAUCUGCGUCCGGCGCACCCUCACCAACCUGCGGGCCCAGUUCGAGAAGACGGCGCUGUGGCUCGGCGGCUUCUGGUUCGGCGCGCUGUCCAACUACACGUUCGGCUGGAUGCCGAUCCAGCGCCUCACGGCCCACGACAUCGAGCAGCAGCCCGGCGCCAAGCCGGCGCUGGCCCUCAUCCUCAUCGUCCUCGCCUUCGUCAUGGCCAAGCAGGUCUACUUCUUCUGGCUCGAGGGCCGCCUGCCCCGCUUCCUGGCCCUCUACGCCCUCUUCCUUGCCGGCAUCAUCGUCGGCGUCUCGAUCCCCGGCCUCGACCUGCGCGUGCACCACUACAUCAUGGCCUUCCUCCUGCUCCCCGGCACCAGCAUGCAGACGCGCACCUCGCUCUUCUACCAGGGCAUGCUGCUCGGCCUCUUCGUCAACGGCAUCGCCCGCUGGGGCUUCGACUCGGUCCUGCAGACCCCCGACGAGCUGCGCGAGGACGGCGCCUUCGGCUCCCUCCUCCCCCGCCUCGCCGAGCCCGUCAUCUCCUCGGGCUCCUUCGAGCGCAGCAUCAGCUUCAGCUGGCUGCUGCCGUCCGACGCCGACCUCGUCGCCGCCGGCUACGACGGCGUCAGCGCCCUGGUCAACGACGUCGAGCGCUUCCGGUACUACUUUGCCGACGGCCCGGACGACAACCUGUUCGUGUGGAUGCGCAAGGCCAAGAUGGCCCUGCCCGAGUAUUUCAGAUUUGCUUACAUGAAGGACGGCGUUACACUAGACUAUACAAAGGCCGGCACGUGGUUCGCCAACGGAACGUGGGCGAUGCCGCCGCAAUAG
Molecule: messenger RNA, 1950 nt
Organism: Colletotrichum graminicola M1.001
Lineage: Eukaryota; Fungi; Ascomycota; Sordariomycetes; Glomerellales; Glomerellaceae
Product: LCCL domain-containing protein
Exons: 2
Coding region: 1-1950 (649 amino acids)
Source: RefSeq, a predicted model, not a curated record